ACGCGCACACUGUGCAGGCGCGCCAAACCGAUCCACCGUGCAGUGCGAGAAGGGGAUGCGGGACGCGCGGGAGGAGGGCCGCUGGCCGCGUCGCUUCGCCGGGGCCGCGCGCCGUUCUCUUUCGCCAUCGGCACCGGACGAGUGCACACGUCGUGAUUAACCUAAUAUUUUUGUAUAACGCCAAUCGCCACACGUCGUAACUAUGAAACCUAUAACCUACAAUCUACGCCGAGCGGCGCGCAGCGGGCUAAGUGAGGACGGCGGCAACACGUGCAGCCAACGUGUCUCCGCGGACCACGCCGUACCACCACCACGAGUUCUACGAAGACGCAGACUACAACAGCAGGCGGCAUCAGACGGCGGAGGUCUAACCCGAGGGAAGUUGCUCGUUUCCUAUUAUUUCCUAUCCUUUUCCUAGUGUUUAUUUGUGUGAAUAGCCUAGCGGGCUUAGGUACUAUUCGUUAAUUAGCUUGCCUAUAUUCAAAAUGGUACAAAUUUUGUUUUUCUAGCCUACGACGCUAUAGUGGGCGAGUCCAUUAUUUUUGUGCCGCGUUUUCUAACCUACGACGCUAUAGUGGGCGAGUCCAUUUUGUGCCGCGUUUUCUAACCUACGACGCUAUAGUGGGCGAGUCCAUUUUGUGCCGCGUGUGUGAAAUUGCAUAGCCUAAACUUAAUUUCAUUUAAAUCGUGCAUCCUAAACUACGUGUACGCCUAAUUAAUCUAAAAGCAUCUAUAUUAAUGCACCUAAUAAUUAUUUAUUGUACACACUAAAAGUGUACCUACGCCUAAUGCACUAUAAGCAUAUCUACCUAAGCAUAUUAAUUUUGCAAAUUGAGGUUUUGGUUCUAAGUAUUUACCAAAAUACAUGCCUAUUGCCUAAUAAAAGUAAAUUCCUAACUAGCGCAACAAUUAAUACAGUUAUUAUACCAAAGCUUGCCGACUAUUUCAGUUGCGGUGAAUGUGCAUGUGCUUCGCUCAACCAACUGCUAGCUACCUGCGGCCUGUCUACUAAUCGCAGCGCAGGUGCCUGGUGAGUGCUGCCUACUUCGUGCUGUCACAGCUUCAAAAGGUUACCGUGAGUUAGCGGCUUUGAGUUUCUAUUGUAAUCUGUGCCUACCCAUUCAUUGUUGCCUCUAAAGUGUUAGGUAGUUUAUUCUUUUAACUAAAUUUGUACCUAAUUACAAAAAAUAUUGUGUUAGUGAGUUAUUCAAAAUGAGUGAAAGUGAAAAGUCAGAGAUUCAAGUUCCUAUUAGAAAACGUAGUGCCAUCAAAGGCCAAGUUACAAAAUUCUACAACUAUUUACAAGAGAUAUCUAAAAAUACUCCAAUUAGUAGCUUGCAGUCUAAAGAAAUUGUUUUAAAAAUAGAGAAAUUUCAAACUUUAUUAAGUACAUUUGAUACCUUGCAAACUGAAAUUGAAUUGAAUUGCUCAGAUUUAGAGGAACAGUUAGCUGAGAGAGAAUUAAUUGAAGAAAAUUUUCAUAAGUGUAUCGCAUUGGCUCAAGAAAUAAAUGAAUCAGCGAGUGUUUCAAAAACUGAACAUCAAAAGCAUGAGUCAGAAUAUGGUAGUGUAAAUAAUAGUCAAUGUAGUCAUAGGUUUAGUUCAGUAAAAUUGCCCACAAUAAAAUUGCCAUCUUUUGAUGGAAAUUACCUUAAAUGGCUGGAAUUUAGAGACACUUUUGACAGUUUAAUUAAUAGUAAUGAAAAUAUUCCUAACAUAAACAAGUUUCAUUAUUUAAGGUCAUCCUUAGAAGGAGGAGCACUAGUAGUUAUCAAAUCAAUAGAAUUCACAUCUAACAAUUAUAAAGUAGCAUGGGAUUUAGUUUGUCAAAGAUAUAAUAAUAAAAAUUUACUUAUAAAUAAUCAUUUAAAAGCAUUAUUUAAUAUAGAAGUCUUAACAAGAGAAUCUCACAAAGCUUUAAGAUUCUUAAUUGAUUUAGUUUCAAAAAACUUAAGAGCACUAAAUACUUUAGGGCAGCCAACAGAUAAAUGGGAUGCUUUAAUUAUUUAUAUGGUGUCCACAAAGCUAGAUAGCACCACUAGUAGAAAGUGGGAAGAAUUAAAAAAUGGGUUACCAGAAUUACCUACUUUAGAGCAAUUCAAUGAUUUCUUGCGUAACAGGGCAGAUGUUUUAGAAACAACACAAGUUCAAAAUAUAAGUAGGAAUGAUAAUUAUAAAUCACAAGGUCCUAGGGAGCAAAAGUAUUCUAAUUCUAAGUCUUUUGUUAGUUCAAUGAGUAACAACAAUUCUUACAAAAAGUCAUGUGAUAUUUGUCAUGAAAGUCAUCAUUUGCAUGUAUGUUCAAAGUUUAAUGAUAUGUCAACUGAAGCUAGGUUAGAUACAGCCUUAAAGUUGAAAUUAUGUCUCAACUGUUUGCGAAGUGGACAUACUGCAAAACAUUGCUUCCUAAAAGGUUCCUGUAAAUAUUGUAAUAAGAAACAUAACUCUUUGUUGCAUAAAGAUUCUACUGUAGGAUGUAGUAGUAGUAGUUCAAAUACAAAUAAUAAUAACUUACCUUCAAAUACUUUACCCACAACACUUUCAGCAGUCUCUGCAAGUCAGGUACUAUUAUGUACAGCUAUAGUGGAAAUUGUAAAUCCUGAAAAUAAUAUUUCUUACCGUGCUCGAGCUCUCCUUGACACAGGUAGUCAAUCAUCGUUUAUUACAAAUAAAUUCAAAAUAAAGCUAGGUCUACAGACACAAUGUUCAAACCCAAUACGUAUCGCUGGCAUUGGUAAUGUGCAGUGUGACAUUACAGAGAGGUGUAGUUUGAAAUUAUUUUCAUGUAUUGAUAAAUCAUUUAACUUAGAAAUGAUGUGUUUAGUAGUACCACAAAUAACUAGUAGUUUACCAACACUAAAAGUUGAUGUUAAAAGUUUAGGGCUGCCGGCUAACAUAAUCCUUGCAGACCCUGAGUUCCAUUGUCCCUCCGAUAUUGAUAUGUUAUUGGGGGCAGACGUUUUUUGGGAAAUAGUAGGUACCCAACAAAUAGGAUUGGGUAGACAUCGGCCUAUAUUACAAAGCUCUAAGUUAGGCUGGCUAGUAACUGGCCCUAUAGGAAUAGGACAGUCUAAUUUGUCACAUGAAAAUUCAUAUAUUAAUGUUUUAAAUUGUAGUAUUAUAAAGGAUGAUAUUCAUGAUUCAUUACAAAGAUUUUGGGAGGUAGAAGAAUUGCCUUCAAAUAAAAUAUCUUACACGCUUGAAGAACAAGCAUGUGAAAACAGUUUUAAACAAAAUACAAGUCGCUUGCCAAGUGGUAGGUUUUUAGUUAAAAUGCCACUGAAAGAAUCACCAGAGGAAGCAUUAGGUGAUUCAUAUAAUAUUGCCAAAAGGCGUUUUUUUAGUUUAGAAAACAAGUUAGAUAAGAAUCCUAAUAUUAAGAAACAAUAUGUAGAUUUUAUUAAAGAAUAUUUAGAUUUAGGUCAUUUGGAAGAUACAUCUCUACCACUUAAAGUUUUACAAUUAAACACUGUAACAUAUGGUACAGCUUCAGCACCUUUCCUAAGUACUAGAUGUCUAUUGCAAUUAGCUGAAGAAUGUACAGAUAUGUCUAUUGCUAAUAUAAUUAAGAAUGAUUUUUAUUAUGAUGACCUAAGUACUGGAGCAUCUACAGAAGAUGAACUAUUGAAAAUCUAUAACUCUGUGACUGAAAUAUUAAGUUCAGCAUCAUUCCCAUUACGCAAAAUACGCACUAAUUGUCCAAAAAUAUUUGAAAAUGAUGUAAAUAAUAAUACAUUAAAUCUAACUAAACAGUCAUGUGUACUAGGGUUGAAUUGGUCACCUACAGUAGAUUUGUUUACAUUUCCUAUAGACAUAAAUAUAGAUUCAUUAAAUAUUACUAAGAGAACAAUAAUAUCUACAACUUGUAAAAUCUUUGACCCUUUAGGUGUCUUGUGUGCAUGUAUCAUUACUGCCAAAAUAAUAUUACAACAAUUAUGGAGCGCUAAGAUAGACUGGGAUGAUUCAGUACCUGAUGAUAUUAAGAAUUCUUGGAUUAAAUUUACAAAAAACCUUUCAGAUCUAUCAAACAUAAAAUUGGAAAGAAAUGUUAUCUGUGACUUGCCAAUAUCAGUAGAGCUGCAUUGUUUUGUAGAUGCAUCACAGAAUGCAUAUAGUGCUUGUGUUUAUUUAAGGACAACUAAUAAUAAUAAUCAAAUUACAGUUAAGCUGUUAUGUUCCAAGGCUCGAGUGGCUCCAUUGAAGCCAACCACCAUACCUCGCUUGGAGCUGUGUGGUGCCUUACUCGGAGCAAGGUUAUGUGCAAAAGUUUUAGAGUCACUACGUUGUAAUAUUAUCAGUAAAACUAUUUGGACCGAUUCAAUGGUAGUACUUGGUUGGCUAAAGGUUCAAUAUAAGCAUCUAAAAGCUUUUGUUCGUAAUAGAGUAAAUGAGAUCAAUGAAAUUACAGCAGACUAUUCAUGGCGACAUGUGCCUACUGACUGUAACCCUGCUGACCUAGCCUCAAGAGGUGUAACUCCACAACAAUUGCAGUCCUCAUCCUUGUGGUGGGAGGGACCUUCAUUUCUUAGAAGGGACCCAAGUGAGUGGCCUCAGCAAGGUGUACCAAAUUUAGAAUUACCAGAACUUAAAGUAAUGGUUACUAGUAUAGACACUAAUUUCUUAGAUUUUACUAGAUAUUCAAAUUUUACUAAACUUAAAAGAAUUAUGGCCUAUGUUCAUAGAUUUGUUAAUAAUUUUAUUUGCAAAUAUAGUAAAAAUAAAAACUUUAAUAAGCUAACAGGUUGUCUUAGCACAGAUGAACUUUGUAAUUCCCUAAAAACAUUAAUUAGGUGUUGCCAAGUGCAAUCAUUUUCUUGCGAAUUAAACACAAUUAAAACGAAUAAAGAACUGCAUCACAAAUCCAAAAUGCUACCACUAAAACCAUUCAUAGAUGAAGAUGGUAUACUUAGAGUGGGUGGUCGUAUACAAAAUACAAAUUACAAUUUUGAAAAAAGACAUCCAAUUAUACUUGAUGCCAAACAUAGUUUUACUAAAUUACUUAUGAGACAUGAGCAUUUAAGGUUAUUUCAUGCCGGACCACAACUACUUUUAUCUUCUAUAAGAGAAGAAUAUUGGCCUAUAGGUGGUAGGAACUUAGCUCGUAGUAUUUUAAGAAAAUGUGUAGUAUGUAUACGAUUUAAAGGUAAAACACUUCAACCUAUAAUGGGUAACCUUCCUAAUGUAAGGACAAAUCCUAGUUUUCCUUUUUAUUCAUGUGGAACAGAUUUUGCAGGUCCGUUCAUGAUUUCAAGUAGAAAAGGUAGAGGUAGUCGAGUAUCAAAAUGUUACCUUUGUUUAUUUGUUUGUCUUACAACUAAAGCUGUUCACUUGGAGCUCGUUAGUGACCUUACUACUCAAGGUUUUUUAAUGUGCCUUAGGAGAUUUGUUUCGAGAAGGGGAAAACCUUACGAAAUUUAUUCAGAUAAUGGAAAAACAUUUGUAGGGGCUAACAAUGAAUUGGGUAGAGUGCUUAAGUCUAGUCGCGAGGCUGUGACAGAGUAUGGCAGUACUGAAGGCAUUAGAUUUAAAUUUAGCCCUGCAUAUUCACCUCAUUUUGGGGGUAUUUGGGAAGCUGGGGUUAAAUCAUCCAAACAUCAUCUUAAGAGAAUAGCUGGCAACGCAGCCUUAACAUUUGAGGAACUUGCAACGUUGUUCACACAAAUAGAGGCUAUCCUAAAUUCCCGUCCCCUAUCUCCUCUCUCAUCCGACCCAACCGAUCUCCUACCCUUAACCCCUGGGCACUUCCUAAUCGGGCGGCCACUCAAGUCGGUGCCGUCCUUGCUAAUUGAAAAGUCUAGAGCUAACAGAUACGAGCGUAUAGAGCAGCUGCGGCAACAGUUUUGGGAGCGAUGGCGCCGAGAGUACCUCGCCGAACUCCAACAGAGGACCAAGUGGCGGAGACCAGACCGGGAACUCAAAGUAGGCGACUUGGUCAUCCUCAAAGAAGACAACCUACCUCCAUUAUGCUGGCGACUAGGCCGCAUAACCAAACUUUACCAAGGACCAGAUGGCGUCAGCAGAGUCGCCGACGUCCUCACAUCGAGAGGGACUGUCAAGAGGGCAGUCCACAAGUUUUGCAUCAUACCUGGAGAUGACAUCGACCCAAAUUCAACUGCUUGAUAGCUGUGCUAUCAAGGCCCGGGAGGAUGUUAACGCGCACACUGUGCAGGCGCGCCAAACCGAUCCACCGUGCAGUGCGAGAAGGGGAUGCGGGACGCGCGGGAGGAGGGCCGCUGGCCGCGUCGCUUCGCCGGGGCCGCGCGCCGUUCUCUUUCGCCAUCGGCACCGGACGAGUGCACACGUCGUGAUUAACCUAAUAUUUUUGUAUAACGCCAAUCGCCACACGUCGUAACUAUGAAACCUAUGUAACUAAUUACUUUCUUAAGAAUAUAAGCAGUUUGUACCAGAGG
Molecule: messenger RNA, 6410 nt
Organism: Helicoverpa zea (corn earworm)
Lineage: Eukaryota; Metazoa; Arthropoda; Insecta; Lepidoptera; Noctuidae
Exons: 2
Coding region: 1213-6120 (1635 amino acids)
Biological process (GO): DNA integration
Molecular function (GO): nucleic acid binding
Source: RefSeq, a predicted model, not a curated record